Mya arenaria is the source of this 985-nucleotide messenger RNA. RefSeq lists its product as uncharacterized. Bases 73 to 909 code for a protein of 278 amino acids. Lineage: Eukaryota; Metazoa; Mollusca; Bivalvia; Myida; Myidae. The transcript has 3 exons. The record is from RefSeq and is a predicted model, not a curated record.
CUGCCUCGUUUAUUCCAGUUGAUGUUUUUCGAUUUGUAAAGCAUUUUUCUCUUUAUCAGAAACUCAUGUAAGAUGCAUCUACUGAGGCAGCAGCUUCCUUCCCUUCUAGUCCAAAGUAGAGUGUGUUGUGUGAAACAUAUUUGUUACCAGAGAUACCAUUGUCUGAUAAAGGGAGUGUACUCCGGAAGCAACAGCAUUUCUGCUCAUACAAAAUGUUUAACCACAAGAAAAUUAUCUUAUAAGAUCCUCAUACCUGCAUUGCAAGAAGACAAAGUUCUCAGUGGAUUUAAACUAGUGUUUGCAAACAAGAAUGCAGACUCUAUUGUUGUUCAAGCAUUUCUUUGGAACAUCUGCCUUGCAUCAUGUUUGUGCCUGGUUUUCUUUGUGCAUACAAUCUUUAUCAGUUAUAAGGAGGCAGCUGAAAAAAAGCUUGGAAUUAAAGAUGAUUUUGCCAAGGACAGAGAUGAAUGUGAUCUUGCCAAGAACAGAGGUGAAGAUGAUCUUGCAGAGAAUGUCAAAAAAGUUGUUGAAUUUGAUCCAGUAAUAACAGUAACUGUGUUUGCAGGUUUAGGGAUUUUGUUUGGAUUUCUUCACAUACUAAUGUUUCAGACUAAUUUACUGAGAAUGUAUUACAAUUCUAGAAAAGAUGCAUUCUGUGCAGUUAUAUUGAAAGAUGGCUUGUAUAAAAGGUAUAUUGAAUUUAAACCUGACGAGGUAACUGUGCUGAAAAUAACGCAACCUCGUGUAAUUGGUAAAUCUCCUCUUGAGCAUGUGCGUGUGAGAGCUGAAGAAUUUGAAUUGACUAGAGACGCAUUUAUGCAGCCGAGAUAUCACAAAAUUUUCUAUGGAUUUAAAAUGAAAAUCCCACAACAGCAGAAAAUGUCAGACACACCUGAAAAUGAAAGAUGAAGCUUAGGUUAAUUUUUGAAUUCAUUGUCAAACAGAUUUUAAACUUUUGUUACAGAAGAUCAUAUUAUUUCAACUU